AGCGAGGCACCAAUGAAAUGGUUGCCAUCAAGAUCCUGAAAAAUCAUCUGUUCUAUGCUCGACAGGACCAAAUUGAGGUGAGCAUACUGAGACGGCUGAGCUGGGAGAACGCAGACGAGUUCAACUUCGUCUGCACGUACGAGUGCUUCCAGCACAAGAACCACGUGGGUCUGGGGCAGAGCCUCUACAACUUCCUGAAGGACUGCAUGUUCAGUCCGCUGCUGCUGAAGUGCAUCCGGCCCGUGCUGCAGCAUGUCGCCACGGCGCUCAUGAAGCUGAAGAGCCUGGGCCUGAUCCACACCGACCAAAUGCCAAAUGCCAUGUGUUUGUUUCAUAAGAGAUGUAGCUUAAUGAUUUCAUGUAACAACGUUGGAGCCGAAUGGUUUGUUUUUUCUUUUCCUGAGGAGCAUGAACCGGAGUUUGGCAUCAAUCCCAAAGAGACUAGGAAAUGCAUUUUCACCUGCUUUGACGACAUGAUGCAGGUUAUUUGGGUUUUUGUGUGCAUAACCGCAUGCAUUUCUUUACUGUGGUGACGUGAAAUUGAAGAACAGCUCCU
Molecule: messenger RNA, 556 nt
Organism: Electrophorus electricus (electric eel)
Lineage: Eukaryota; Metazoa; Chordata; Actinopteri; Gymnotiformes; Gymnotidae
Source: RefSeq, a predicted model, not a curated record